UUCUAGCAUAUUUCUAUUAGGUUAUGAACUACCAUACAGUUAACAGUAAAAUGUCAGUUUACGCACAUUAAAGUAUGUGUUACACACAUUAAUGUGUGUAAUACUGUCCAGAAUUGUUUUUAUUUUAAAGUAGCCAAAUCAGUAUUUAUUGUAACAGUAACACAUAUGUAACUUUUAAUCGUUUUCCUUAUUCAUAUAUAUUCAGAAAGCAGUUUUCAGGAAAAUAAAGAUAGAAAACAACGAGGCGACUUUGCAAUCGUGCCUAUAAAUGUUCACUUGUCGAAACUUCAUACCCCAAACCUCACUCUAAAAAAAUUACGGAUACGGAUUCAACGCAAAGUGUAUGGUUCAAAGUCCAGGAGGAACAUUUUCUGUCGAAUUGCUGAUUACGAGAAACUGGUUCUGUAGUUAUAGACAGUGACAAUGAACGAACCUAGUGAAGUUAGGUGCACAAAAACGAACUUUUCUCCGAUCAUUUGGAGAGUUUGCAAUGUAUAUAUAUGCAUGUCAUUGUUCUUUGGUCUAGCAAGUUAUGUGAGGCAAGUGAUUCCCUUAUUUGGUUACAUUAGACUGUUUUUCAGAGUUUGGAGGAGAAUUGGUAAACUUCAUGUACUUAUUUCGACUGCUGUUUUUUCCAUGAUGGGAUGACUGUAUAAAGAGCGCAUCACAAAUAUCUUCCAGCAAGAGGAGGGAAGGGAAUUAUCUGGUCUCAUGUUGAUACUUGUCUGGCUUCUCCCGUGUCAACACUCCGGAAGUUCUAUUGGGGCUCUCAGACUGUUCGUUGCUGUUGCCAUCACAAUCUUCCCCUUUGUGGCCUGGCUGUACUACUACAUUAACAAGGAGCUGAGAACCAGCUGGCCCCCGCAUUGUAAAACUGCACUGUAGAUAUCCACUCAUUAAGAUAGUCCAGUGAUGAGUGAGCAACAUAUCUGCGGGUUGGAACAUUUACAAGAGGAUAUGACCUAGCUACAGAGGCAGUAUGGAAAUCAUGAAUGCAUUGUUUAAAAAGACGCAUGUAAAAAACACCCCUGCUAAACCAUACAUUUAAAUAAGUGACAAUGUCAUAAAUUAGAAUGUGUAUGAUUGAUACAUUUUCCUUUUUUUACUGGAAUCAUACAUUUCUCUUUCAAAACAUGUUUGUUAUAGGAAGCCCAUUGCACUUGUGGUGAUAUCUGAUGUAAUCCCAGUAAAAUAAAGCAAUUGAAUAAGAAAUAUAAAUUGCUUUUUAAAAUGAUUUUUGCAUCAUUAAUCGAAAUUGAAAGAAAUGCAUGUACUGUAGCCUACUCAAGGCUCCAAAUAAUUAGCUAUUA
Molecule: messenger RNA, 1310 nt
Organism: Salvelinus fontinalis (brook trout)
Lineage: Eukaryota; Metazoa; Chordata; Actinopteri; Salmoniformes; Salmonidae
Gene: tmem220
Product: transmembrane protein 220
Source: RefSeq, a predicted model, not a curated record